UUUCGGGGUAGAUGGCGAACGGCGAUAAUCGAUUUGAAAAUACUCGUCGCCGCUCGGCACACGGUUUUGGGUUUGCAGCAACCACCGACAGUUUUCGCGUACCGACCGUGUGCCGUGCAUGUCAUCGUUGCGGUUCUACGCGAGUUUCGUCCCGGUGUAGAUAUCACGCGUGUUCAUCGUGUGAUAGUAACCUACGAGAGAUUUUCGUUUUUAUUUAUCUAUUUUUUUUUUAAAUUUUUUUUCGAUACGUAAAAAAAACCGUGCAACUCACUUUUACGGUUUGCGGUGUUGUGCGGUGGUCAACGUAAUAUUAUUAAUAUUAUCAUGUCGGUCGAUGGAUAAAAAAACAGUUUUUUUUUUUGGAAAAUCGGAUACUCCUCGGGACGUUCGUAAUCGAACUGUAUAUACAGACAUUUUGAAAUCAAAGGGGAGGUGAAUUCCUAAUUGCAAACCGAUUUGAGGAAUGCGUCGAUGAUAUUUGAAUAACGAUACAUAUGAUUUUAUGCUGUGAAUUGUGAUAUUUCUGGUGAUGGAAGACUACAUCAGCGCCGUACCUGUAUAUAAACCAAAAUUACAAAGCACAAUAAAGUGAACUAAUUAUUUUGAAAAAUAAUUUGAUGGAAAUUAAGCGAUGACUGAUUUAUAUUGGCGAACACAAGAUUAGAUCAAUUAUCAGUUCAUAAAAAUUGAAUCCAUGAGAUGUUCGCUCAACGUUGCCCGUCCGACCCAGUUUUCGACGGAACCGCCGCCUGCGAUGACGCCAUCGCCGCGGUCACUUCGGGCGACUGACGGCCGAAUCGCGUAAGGCGGUGGCGGCGGCGGCGACUGCUGCUGCUGCAUCGCCAUGGACCGGACGCCGUCGUGCUGUUCGCAACCGGUGGCCGCGGCGGCGGCCGUGUACAACUACGGUGUGGCCGGCGCGACGAUCGGCGGUUACGCUACGUCGUACGACGGCCACCCGCUGUCCACGUCGUCGUCGUCGGCGGUCGGCGUGACGACGGUGGUGGACGACGGCCAAGGGUGUUUCUGUUGCGACAGCGACGACGACAGCGUGGAACGGGCCCGCGUGGCCCACGCCAAGCGCAAGUGCUACAAGAGCUGCCUGCGGAACGCGUUCGUGUGCGCCCUGCUGGUGUCGUACACGUUCGCCGGUGCGCUGAUAUUCCUCAGCAUCGAGGGUGACGUGGACGCCGACGCCUUGGACGCGGACGACGGCGGUGGCGGCGGCGGCAGUCCCGUCCGACUGGCCGGCCUGAUGCCCGCCCAACAGCAGAACCUGACGGCCGCCUGGCUGGCCGCGGCGGCCGCGGGCGAAGAGAGUCGCGCUCGGACUGUGGAGACCAUAUGGGAGAUCACGGUCAACUUGAACAUACUGUACCGGGAGAACUGGACCCGGCUGGCCGCGCAGGAACUGAACCGGUUCCAGGAGGACCUGAUACGCCGCCUCACGCAGCAGAUGGAAAUCGAAUCAGCCGCGGUCAGCUAUCACACCGGUGCCGGCGGCGGCGGCUUUAUCGUCGACCACGGUGGUGACUCAGUGGACAGCACCUUCGAAUGGAACAUGGCCACGUCGUUCCUGUACUGCCUAUCCAUACUCACCACGAUCGGAUACGGAAACAUCACACCGAAGACCGCUAUAGGUAAAAUGGUCACAAUGGUGUACGCGUUGAUUGGCAUCCCAUUGAUGUUAGUAUACUUAUCAAGCAUUGGUGGUCUGUUAGCAUGGUGUGCCCGAGGAAUAUUUACCAGGUCGCUGUGCUGUUGUCUGUGCUCCAAGUGUGGGUAUUGUUGCUACGACGAGAAGCUGAUGGAGGAAAAAGAGCGGAGGAUGAAGUUGAAGCGUGAGCGGAAGGAAUACGACAUGCAAAUGAAAACGUUCUCCGGCCACGCACUCGAACCGUACUACGUGCGGCCGGGCGACGCGGACGACGGCGUGUUCCUGAGGGUGUCCGACCGGGCGGCGGCUAGUGCCGCGUCGGCGGCCGCUGCGGCAUCCGAUUCAGCGUCGGUGGCCGCCGCGGAACUGGCGGCGGCCGCGGCGGACAGCGCCAGUUUCGUGCCGCUGCUGUUAGUCGGCUUCGCGUUCAUGUCGGCGUACAUCGGCUGCGGAGCGGCCGUCCUGCACCGGCUUGACGCCGGCGGAAAGUCGUACCUGGACUGCGUAUUCUUCUGCUUCAUGUUGCUCAGCACCAUUGGUUACGGCAACUCGCGAUCAAUGGACGUGACGCUAACCAGCACGGCCACCGUUUGGUUCUGUUCCGUGUACAUACUGUCCGGCAUGGCGCUCACGGCCAUGUGCUUCAACAUCGUACACCAUGGCGUGUCCACCAAACUCAAGACGCUGUACCGGCCGGCGACGGCACAAACGAGUGACGGCGGUGGCGUCUGCUGCGGCGGCGUCAACCCGGCGCAGCAACAUCUGCAACAGCAGCGCGAAGACUGCGGCGUCGGCGGUUGCGGAGGCAGUAUAAGCGAUCUGACGUUGUCGUCUACGCGUGGCGCCGCCUCUAACACCGCCGCCGCCACCACCGCUGCCGCGAAGUCCUGACACGCGAAACGUGGCCACGGUGGCCGUCUCGGGACGUCGUCAGACUGCGGCUGCGAUGACGACGACGAUGACGACGAUCGACGCCACCGAAAUUGCUGUGCCGUGGCGGCCGAGUGUGGCGGACCCGCGGCUGUGAUGACCAAUUACAUUGGCCACAACGGGUACCCGCAACCCGAGAUCGUGGCCAUCGCCACCGGAGGAAAACCCAAUGUCGCGGUCAGCCCGGCCACGUUGGCCGCCGACUGUUUCGAUAUCAAGUUCGGUAGCGUCCUGCAAGAGUCACCGCCGCCGCCAUCGCCGCCAUCCAUGUCUGUAGUCGACCUGACCAACUUGGACACGAUCGCGGAGGCAGACGAUUCCGUCGAAAUGUGAAAAAGCGAAUCUCGCUGCUUUUUUUUCAAAGGAAAAAUUGAAUACGUUCUCUGCUUCACCCGCCGUGGCAUUACCUAAUAUUAUUAUUAUCAUAAAUCAUUAUAAUUAUAUAAUGCUACCUGUAUAACAAAUAACAAUGUUAUCGACAUUAUAUGUCGAAUGGCCAAGAUAAAAAUAUUUAGGUAACUUCUACUCAUAAGCGUAGUCUGGGGUAAAUUUUGGGGGAAUCUGUGGUAAAACUAAAAAUCUAUAAGGUAAAAAGACGCAUUAUUGCCCACUCGGUUAAAUAUCUGAGGGAUCCGUUGCCCCCCAUCCCCUUGACAACCACAGAUUACGCUUAUGCUUCUACUGGCCGUGUAAGAAAAAGAAAACAUUGUUUACGUUCAUUAUUAUGUGACGAGACCAUAGCAAUAUACAAAUAUUAUAACUUCUAUAAUA
Molecule: messenger RNA, 3358 nt
Organism: Acyrthosiphon pisum (pea aphid)
Lineage: Eukaryota; Metazoa; Arthropoda; Insecta; Hemiptera; Aphididae
Exons: 8
Coding region: 845-2548 (567 amino acids)
Biological process (GO): potassium ion transmembrane transport; stabilization of membrane potential
Cellular component (GO): plasma membrane
Molecular function (GO): outward rectifier potassium channel activity; potassium ion leak channel activity
Source: RefSeq, a predicted model, not a curated record